CGGUGGCGUGUUGUGUAAGGGUCGGGUGUUGUGUGUGUGUGAAACAUAACUGGAAGAAAAGAGUGGCGAGCAGUGGUGUGAGACACAGUGAUGCCAGGCAGCAGCUGAGGACAACCGGGUAACAUCACACAAGGCGAAGCGCUACCUUUACUGUAACCAUCGUUAACACACGAACGCCACUAUGUCGCUGGAGAUCAAGGUGGUGAGCGCCUCCAACCUACAGAAUUUGGAGACGCUUGGCAAGAGUGAUCCUUACGUCACCAUAGACUUCCAGGGAGAAAAAAAGAAAACGGAAGUAAAGGAUGGGACACUAGACCCAGAAUGGGACGAGACCUUAAAAUGGGAGUUGGGUACAAAGGCGCCGCGAGCAGACGAGUGCAUCGAUAUUACAGUGAAAGAUUAUGAAAGAAUAGGGAGAAACAGACUACUGGGCAAGGCCACCAUCGCCCUGAGGAACGUAGUCCACGCAGCACCAGGCACGCCCCUCGACUAUGACCUGGGACUCCUGGAUGCCACUGACUCCCCCACUGUUGGCACCCUAAAGCUGGUUCUCUCUUACACCCCUCCCGCAGGUGCGGCUACGAGUGGCGGCAGUGCUGGGCUUAACAUAGGCGCUGUAGCAGCCCGAUCAGCCGCGGUCACUUCUGAUUUAUCAAAUGACUCGUCGGGAGGAGAGGGUAGCCAAAACAACAAACCAGGGAAAAUGAAAUCUGGGAUUAAGCAUCUGGCUAAAACUGUAUCGAGAGACAAAGAGCCAGGCAUUAGCCCCAUGCCAGACGUUGGGGUAGAGGGUGUCACAAUGCCCAAGAUGCCUCAACAGAGGAACAGGGAUAUGCUCUCCAAUGCCAAGACGAAGUUUCAGGUACGGGUGCGGGUGGUGGAGGGUCGUCAGCUGCUGGGGAGUAACAUGAAGCCCGUGUGUCAGGUCCUGGUGGUAGGUGAGACGCGUCAGACACGGGUUCACAAGGGUACCUCCACUCCCUGGUUCGACGAGAUCUUCUUCUUCCAAGUUGAAACUCUUCCAUCUGAACUCAUGGAGGAUUUUAUUCAAUUUAAGGUGUGCAACUCCAGUGGUAUCCGUGGCAGCACCAUCAUCGGUGCCUUCAAGUGUGAGGUUGGGAUGGUGUAUGACCAGGCCGAACAUGCCAUAGUUAACCGCUGGCUGGUGCUGGCCAACCCUGACGAACCUACACCCACGGUACAAGGGUACUUGAAGGUGAGUGUGGCUGUACUAGGACCUGGGGAUGUGUGUCCAGACUUAACAGCACGUCAGAGUGAACUGGAUGAUGUGGAGGCCAACUUACUGUGGUCAGCUGGGGUCCACCUUCAGCCUGCCACCUUCGUACUCUCUAUCUACUGUGCCCAGAACCUCCCGAGGAUGGAUGCUGGGACAAUGCAGACCUUGAAGGAGAUGCUAGGGGUGGGAAAAGCCUCCAAAGAACUGGUGGAUCCCUACCUAAUGGCUAGCUAUGCCGGUCGAGAGGUCCAGACUAAGAUACUUUACACCAACGAGAAUCCAGAGUUUCGCCAAAACCUCCACAUGGGCUUCCUCUUCCCCUCCAUGUGCAAUGUUAUCAAGAUCACAAUGAAGGACUGGGACCGUGUGGGUAAUGAUGACACCAUUGGAACAGCUACCAUCCCUGUGUCAGCUAUUUCAGCUCCUGGUGAAGAUGGUUACCUCCCAACCUUUGGUCCAACGUGGGUGAGUGUGUACGGGGCAAGACGUGAGUGGGAGCUCCUGGAUAGUGGGGGUACGGAGGAGAUGAACAAAGGCAACGAGGAGGGAUGUGCCUACCGAGGGAGAGUUCUUAUGGCUCUGCACACACAGGUCGGAUCAUACCCACCCUCCCCGACCACAGCUAUUGACAAUGAUGAAUUCAGGAGAGUGAUGAGGUAUCGUGGCACCCGUAAGUUUAUUCUCAAGUGCCAGCUUAGCCAUGUCUGGCUUUUGGAAGCUGCUGGGAAACCACUAGAGUUGGAGGUCUCUAUGGGUAACUUUGGCAACAAGCUAGAGAGUUCGAUGCUUCCUUCACCCUCCUCCACACACCCAUCCAACCCGGUCUUUGAUGGCUGCAAGUACUAUUUCCUGCCAUGGUCAGGUGUUGAGCCUUUCGUGACAGUCCACUGUGACUUCGAGGAUGUGACCCAUCGCCUCCACUGUGUCAACCACAUUACAUCUAUCAUUAUGACCUUGAAGAAGGACCUUCAGAAGUUACAGUCUCUGCUGCGAGGAUGUCGUCAAAAUCAGGAGGAAGACAAGGAGGUACAAGAUACUGUGCAAGAUGCCUUGUCAAAAUUGGUGGUUGCCUGCAGCAUGGAGCUGCCUGAAGUGAAUCCAGUCCGUCAUGUUGAGACAUCUCUAGACCGUCACCUGAGGGCCGUCGUAUGGAGCUGAACCGGCUGGCAGAGAACAUGAAAUCAGUGGAAAAUGCAAACCCUCAGCAGGUUGUUGUGGAACUAGAAUCUGCCUUGGACACUCUGGAGGCCUUGGCCCAAGAGCCCCAGAGCAGUGUUCCUGAUGUCUUCCUGUGGUUAAUGAGUGGCACCAGACGUCUGUCAUAUAUGCAAUUCCUGCCCACUCCAUCCUGUUCUCCCAUGAACCUUCCUCUCAUGGUGCACUGGCUGGCAAGUUCCACACCUACACAUUGAAGCAUGCAGAUGAAAAUAACCAAUGGGGUAUUGGUGGAGUGGUGCGUGCAUCUGUGUGGCUGGGACGUGAGGAGGACACGCGUGCCUGGUGGGAUGCUCACGAAGAUGUUCAACUUUCUGUCUAUGCUGAGUCCUAUGAAAACCAGGUGAUGUCUGUACCUGGUACUGGUAAGUGGACUGACAGCGGACUGCUGAUGACUGCCAAAUUCUCUGAUGCUGACGGUCGACUGAGCCUUUCCCGGGAGACUUUCUCUGCUCCUGAGGGCUGGAAUUUUCAGGGAGAUUGGUUUAUUGAUCCUGA
Molecule: messenger RNA, 2950 nt
Organism: Homarus americanus (American lobster)
Lineage: Eukaryota; Metazoa; Arthropoda; Malacostraca; Decapoda; Nephropidae
Product: myoferlin-like
Exons: 22
Coding region: 182-2395 (737 amino acids)
Biological process (GO): membrane fusion; plasma membrane organization
Source: RefSeq, a predicted model, not a curated record